AACCUGCCAUCAUCAUUUCGUCGAAAGAAAUCAAAGCAAACGGGAGUGUCAAAAGCGAAAAAAUAAAAUUUCCUCAUUGGCCAAAUCGAGUCGUAAUUAGUGAAUUUUAUCAAGUUUGAGCGAUUAUUGUGACUGUUUUCAGUAAUAAAAGUAGCAGAAACUAUUAGCAUUCUUGUUGGAAUUCAGUUUACAUCGGAAAAAGUAAAGCAAAAGAAGUAAUGGCCACGUCAUUCAGCAAUUUUUCUUACCAGCGCUUUAUGCGAAACAUGGGGCAGAAUCUUGAACCAUCGCUGCGCACCCAUCUCUCCAAAGUCUAUGCCUGCCUAACGGCUACAUGUGGAGCAGCAACAAUCGGUUCCCUCGUCCAUUUAAAUGGCAUUUGGGAAGCUGGUAUUUUGAGCGCUUUGAUAUCACUUGGUCUAGUCCUCGGACUGGUUUUCACUCCGGACAAUGGUAAAAACUUCCACAUUCGUCUGGGGAUGUUGCUCGGGUUUGGGGCCUUCACUGGACAUUCAUUCGGGCUUCUGUUGGAGCAGAUCAUCUUUAUCAAUCCCGCCAUCGUGGUCACGGCACUCGUCGGUACCACUACUAUCUUUACUGCUCUUAGUGCUUCGGCUGUGUUGGCCAAGCGAGGCAGCUAUCUUUUCCUGGGUGGAAUCCUGAUGAGCACUUUGAGCGCUAUGGCGUUGAUCAGCUUGGGCAAUAUAUUGUUCCGAUCCUAUUUUGUUCAGGAGAUUAACCUGUACCUGGGUCUUGCGGUUAUGUCUGGAUUUGUUCUAUUUGACACUCAGAUGAUUAUGGAGAAACAUCGUUUGGGAAGCAACGAUUGUAUUGCCCAUUCAUUAGACCUGUUCUAUGAUGUCAUUGGCAUCUUCCGUCGUCUUUUGAUCAUCCUGACCCAGAAGGAGCAGAACCAAGAACGUAAGCGGAAAAAUAACUAAACCAUUUUACGAGGUGUGUUUUCUUCUCAGUACAUUUGCAACAUAUUCAUAAUUGAUGAUGUACUACCUUACUAUUCGUGGUGUAUUUGGAGAAACAAAAUAUUAACGUCAGUGAAGAUGUAUUUCAAGGCGUAUCUAUUGAUAGAACCGGUGUUUAAAGAACCCAAAAUGUUGUAGUUGUUGGUGUUAAGGUCUAAAAAAUUUCAAACUUGAAGAAAAAUUUCACCCGAUUGGAAAGCUAUGGAAUUCAAAAAUAAAACUAAGAAGCUCAGCGUUUCGUAAAACAUUCGUUGGCUUGCACUAUUAUCCAGAUUUGUUAUCAUUCGAAUGUCAAAUCAAUUAUUUUGUAGUGGAGCGGUGUAAUACAUCUUGUAGUUCUUUUUUCAACAAUAAAUAACUAUUUACGGAAA
This is a messenger RNA of Uranotaenia lowii, 1351 nucleotides long. Its product is annotated as bax inhibitor 1-like. Gene Ontology annotation, molecular function: enzyme binding. The record is from RefSeq and is a predicted model, not a curated record. Gene Ontology annotation, cellular component: mitochondrial membrane. NCBI's taxonomy places the organism in Eukaryota, Metazoa, Arthropoda, Insecta, Diptera, Culicidae. Gene Ontology annotation, biological process: negative regulation of RNA splicing; negative regulation of endoribonuclease activity; negative regulation of apoptotic signaling pathway. The transcript is spliced from 3 exons. Bases 219 to 941 code for a protein of 240 amino acids.